AUGCCCUCAGUUAACAUUUCACUACCAAAAGGAAAGAUUGAAGGUCCAGAUGUUGAAAUAGAGGGAGGUACCGGAGGAAAGUUCAAAAUGCCUCACAUGAAAAUGCCAGAUAUUGAUAUCUCUCUGCCCAAAGGAAAGAUCGAAGGCCCAGACGUUGAAAUAGAGGGAGGUACCGGAGGAAAGUUCAAAAUGCCUCACAUGAAAAUGCCAAAUGUUGAUAUCUCUCUGCCCAAAGGAAAGCUCGAAGGCCCAGACAUUGAAAUAGAGGGAGGUACCGGAGGAAAGUUCAAAAUGCCUCACAUGAAAAUGCCAAAUGUUGAUAUCUCUCUGCCCAAAGGAAAGAUCGAAGGCCCAGACAUUGAAAUAGAGGGAGGUACCGGAGGAAAGUUCAAAAUGCCUCACAUGAAAAUGCCAGAUAUUGAUAUCUCUCUGCCCAAAGGAAAGAUCGAAGGCCCAGACGUUGAAAUAGAGGGAGGUACCGGAGGAAAGUUCAAAAUGCCUCACAUGAAAAUGCCAAAUGUUGAUAUCUCUCUGCCCAAAGGAAAGAUUGAAGGCCCAGACGUUGAAAUAGAGGGAGGUACCGGAGGAAAGUUUAAAAUGCCUCACAUGAAAAUGCCAAAUGUUGAUAUCGCUCUGCCCAAAGGAAAGAUUGAAGGCUCAGACAUUGAAAUAGAGGGAGGUACCGGAGGAAAGUUCAAAAUGCCUCACAUGAAAAUGCCAGAUGUUGAUAUCUCUCUGCCCAAAGGAAAGAUCGAAGGCCCAGAUGUUGAAAUAGAGGGAGGUACCGGAGGAAAGUUCAAAAUGCCUCACAUGAAAAUGCCAAAUGUUGAUAUCUCUCUGCCCAAAGGAAAGAUCGAAGGCCCAGAC
This is a messenger RNA of Micropterus dolomieu (smallmouth bass), 867 nucleotides long. RefSeq names its product neuroblast differentiation-associated protein AHNAK-like. The record is from RefSeq and is a predicted model, not a curated record. The transcript has a single exon. Gene Ontology annotation, cellular component: cytoplasm; nucleus. The annotation marks the transcript as partial. Lineage: Eukaryota; Metazoa; Chordata; Actinopteri; Centrarchiformes; Centrarchidae. Gene Ontology annotation, biological process: regulation of RNA splicing.